Messenger RNA from Megalobrama amblycephala (Wuchang bream), 5287 nucleotides. Its product is annotated as histone deacetylase 4-like. Lineage: Eukaryota; Metazoa; Chordata; Actinopteri; Cypriniformes; Xenocyprididae. Gene Ontology annotation, biological process: chromatin organization; negative regulation of transcription by RNA polymerase II. The record is from RefSeq and is a predicted model, not a curated record. Gene Ontology annotation, cellular component: histone deacetylase complex. Gene Ontology annotation, molecular function: histone deacetylase activity. The transcript has 28 exons. Bases 359 to 3403 code for a protein of 1014 amino acids.
AGUGUGAGUGACGUCACUGCGCGUGCAGGUCCGAGCGCGUGAAUGAUCCCGCCUCUCGCAGAGCUACAGUACAGUCGCGCCACACGUGAUUCCCUAAUCAAAAAUCCAGUAUGGCGGAAUCUGUCAGGCAGCGUUUCUGUCGCUUCUGCGCGUUCCGGAGGAAUUCAGAUGUCUGCCGCUGAUUCCGCGAGCCUCCUGCGUCUGCUGCGAUACGCAGCUUCCGUCAGUGAUGAUCGGACAGAUUCACCUUCACUGCAGCGAGCACAUCUGCUGGUUGAAACCGCUGCUUUCCUGGAAGUACAUCUGAAGAUUUGAAAACCUUUUUGGGACAGAUCGAUCGUCAGCUGCUCCAAAUAUCAUGACCUCCCAAAGUCAUUCAGACUCUCAGAUGGAUCAGACUGUGGAGCUUUUGAAGCCGUCGGCGUUUGACCACAUUCCCGCAGUGGAGUUGAGUUCGGCUCUGCCCGUACGAGUUCCUCCUGCCGCCAUCCCCAUGGACCUGCGCGUGGAAGCGUCGCCGGCGCUGGAUUCGACACGCCGUGAGCAGCAGCUGCAGCAGGAGCUUCUGGCGCUCAAACACAAGCAGCAGGUGCAGCGGCAGCUCCUCAUCGCUGAGUUCCAGCGGCAGCACGAACAGCUCUCACGCCAACAUGAGGCCCAGCUACAGGAGCACAUGAAGCAUCAACAAGAGCUUCUGGCCCUCAAGCAUCAGCAGGAGCUCCUGGAGCAUCAGAGGAAGAUGGAGCAGCACCGUCUGGAGCAGGAGCUGGAGAAACAGCAGCGCGAGCAGAAGCUUCAGCUCCUCAAGAACAAAGAGCGCGGGCAGGAGAGUGCAGUGGCCAGUACUGAGGUGAAGAUGCGCCUGCAGGAGUUCGUUCUGAAUAAAAAGAAAGCGCUCGCUCAGCGCAGUCUCAACCACUGCAUCUCCAACAACCCGCGCUACUGGAAAACUCAGCACAGUUCUUUAGAUCAGAGCUCCCCUCCUCAAACCACCGCUAGUAACUACAACCAUCCUGCCAUGGGCGUCUACGACUCCAAAGACUUUCCACUGCGCAAAACAGCGUCUGAGCCGAACCUGAAGCUGCGCUCUCGGCUGAAGCAGAAGGUGUCGGAGCGCAGGAGCAGCCCGUUACUGCGCCGCAAAGACAGUCCCAUCAGCACGCUCAAGAAACGCUCUCUGGACACGACAGAUUCGGCAUGUAGCAGCGCUCCUGCUUCAGGACCCAGUUCCCCAAACAACAGCUCUCACGCAAACCUGUGCGAGAACGGCAUCAGUGUGACCGAGUCGUCUCACAGGCCAUCUGCUCGUGAUUCGGUCAGUCAGCUGUCGCUCUACACGUCUCCUUCACUACCCAACAUCACCCUGGGUUUGCCCGCCAGCGCUACCAACAACGUGACGUCUACUCAGCCGGACAGCGAACGUUUGUCCGUGACUGGUUGUCCCAUAAGCACUCCGUUCAUGGCCGCCUCUCACCUUCCGUCAUUCCUUGGCAAUUCAGACACUGCAAACUCCCACAAUGCACUGCUGCAGCACAUGGUCCUUCUGGAGCAGUCAGCCCCACCAAGUCCUUUAGCCGCAGGUAUGGCGGCGGCUCCGCUGCAGUCCCCGUGCCUGCAGAAGCUGCGGCAGCACCGGCCGCUCGGACGCACGCAGUCGGCUCCUCUGCCUCAGAGCAGUCAGGCGCUCCAGCAGCUGGUCGUCCAACAGCAGCACCAGCAGUUCCUGGAGAAACACAAGCAGCACUUCCAGCAGCUUCACAUCAACAAGAUGUUGAGUAAACCGAGUGAUCGGCAGCACCAGAGUCACCCAGAAGAGACGGAGGAAGAGCUCCGAGAGCAGCAGGACGCCACACAGACGGAAACACUUCCCAUGAACGUCUCCAUUAAACAGGAACCUCCUGAUCUCACAGAGGAGCAGAGACAAGAGGAGACAGAGCUGCUCUUCAAACAGCAGGCCCUUCUAUUGGAGCAGCAGAGGAUCCAUCAGCUCAGAAACUACCAGGCAUCAAUGGAGGCGGCUGGUGCGUCAAUCAGUUUCCCGGGGCACCGCCCCCUCUCCAGAGCCCAAUCAUCUCCUGCGUCUGCCUCGUUCAUCAGCGCGCAGGAACAGCCUUCCAAAGCUCACUUUACCACAGGUCUGGUGUACGACUCUCUCAUGCAGAAGCACCAGUGCAUGUGUGGAAACACCAACACGCAUCCCGAACACGCUGGGCGCAUCCAGAGCAUCUGGUCUCGGCUGCAGGAGACGGGUCUGCGCAGCCAGUGUGAGUGUAUCCGUGGAAGAAAAGCCACAUUAGAGGAACUGCAGACGGUUCAUUCUGAAGCCCAUGUCAUGUUGUAUGGGACCAACCCACUACGGCAGAAACUGGACAGUUCGGUCAUAUCCAUGUUCGUCAGGUUGCCGUGUGGCGGUAUUGGGGUGGACAGCGACACUGUCUGGAAUGAAGUCCACUCGUCGAGUGCAGCGCGUCUGGCCGCCGGUUCUGUGGUCGAACUCGUCUUCAAAGUGGCAUCAGGAGAGCUGAAGAACGGCUUCGCUGUGGUUCGGCCUCCGGGACAUCACGCGGAGGAGAGCACGCCAAUGGGCUUCUGUUACUUUAACUCUGUUGCCAUAGCAGCAAAACUCCUACAGCAAAGACUCAAUGUCAGCAAAAUUCUGAUUGUUGAUUGGGACGUUCAUCACGGCAACGGGACUCAGCAAGCGUUCUACAACGAUCCCAGCGUUCUGUACAUUUCCCUUCAUCGAUACGACGAUGGCAAUUUCUUCCCAGGCAGCGGCGCUCCUGAAGAGGUGGGAAGUGGGCCGGGAGUCGGUUUCAAUGUCAAUGUGGCGUUUACUGGAGGUCUGGAACCACCGAUGGGCGACCCAGAAUAUCUCGCUGCCUUCAGGACGGUAGUUAUGCCGAUCGCUACCGAGUUUGCUCCAGAUGUGGUGCUGGUGUCGGCAGGGUUCGACGCUGUGGAGGGACAUCCGCCGCCGCUGGGAGGUUAUAAACUCACCUCCAAAUGUUUAGGUUACCUGACCAAGCAGCUGAUGGGAUUGGCUGGAGGUCGCGUGGUCCUGGCGCUGGAGGGAGGUCACGACCUCAGGGCCAUAUGUGACGCCUCAGAGGCCUGCGUCUCAGCGCUCCUGGGAAUAGAGCUAGAGCCGUUUCCAGCAGACGUCCUGAAGCAGAGACCCAAUGAGAACGCGGUCAGAUCCAUAGAGAAAGUCCUAGAAAGUCACAGUAAGUACUGGAGGUCCGUCCAGCAGCCCGUGUCCGGCGUCGGCCUGUCUCUGCUGGAAGCUCAGAGGGGCGAUUCUGAAGAGAAUGAGACGGUGACAGCAAUGGCUUCUUUAUCUGUGGCGGUCAUGGAGAAAAGAACGGAGGAUGAACCCAUGGAAGAGGAGCCGCCGAUGUAGGGGACGUGAGUUUACCAAACCUCCGAGCUCUUCUGGGUCUCGUGUGACGGAGGCUCUCGCCGAGGCCGGCGUCGAGCAGCAGGAGAGCAGAGAGAGUCGUCAGGGCGCAAAGGCUAACUCAUCGUGUUAGCGCUGUAGCCCGCUAGCACUGUGGCCCCAAUGCUACGCGUUCAAGCUGAAGUCACUUGAGAUGUUUGUUUUUGGAGAUUUCUGUCUUAUUGGCCCAAUAUGUCGCAGAUGUCGAGGGCCGUUUAAAUCAGCCAGCAGAUCAUUCUGACAGAAGGAUGGACGGAAAACAAGGAUCCAAGGAACCCACCACAGGCUCUGGAACACGCUGUUUGUUUAGCACUAAACGAGACGAACGUCACCACCACAAGCACUACAGUGAUUCACCACACGGUGGCGCCGUGACUCGUCUGUGCCACUUUACUGAAGCUUCUGUGAGAGGGAGUGCCUUUGUUGAGAUCGUGUGGAACUACGAAUGAAUUCUGAGAAACGUUGCCUUAAGUCAGUAAUGUAAUGAACACAUUAUCCACAAUUCCAGUGGGUUGAUGUUUGGAGGAGAGAACACCUUUUUCAGCAUGUUUACUUGGACAGCGGUGUUCACGCUUCAGUCCUAAACACUUUUUCUAGCAAUGACUCUUUGUUUGUUGUCCGAUGAUCUGUACAAACGCUGCUGUAAGUGACGCCCCAGAACUUCCUGUUUCUAGUGAUGCUUUAACGCCAGUGGCUCAAUGUCAGGCGACGGAGCUGCGUAUAAAGCAGCUGAAGGCAGGCGUUGUUUUUUCAGAGUGGUUUAUUGACCUGCAUGUGCAUUACAGGAAAAAGCUACAAAACAACUGGAAUGAAAUGGAGAACAGAAUUUCUGACCAAAGCAUGAGUUUGCAUCUUGUCUUGCACCUUUUUCUACACAGUCUUGAAAAGUGAGGUGUUCGACACAGAUUACAAGACCACAGUAUGUUAAAUGGUUUUGCCUCUGUGCUCAAACUCAUUCUACUGGAUUUACAUGGGGAACAAACAUCCAGACUAUAGACUAUCAUGUACCAAAUCAGCUUGUGUUCGUAACCUCUUCAGCUCUCCAAACAAACCGUUGCAACUUCGAUAAUGUUGGAAACCCCCAAGCAUGCGGUGGGAUUGGUACCUACAAGAUCAAUACAAUAUGCAUGUGAAAUGUUCAUUUUAUUUGCCUUCCAGAGCGUCGCUCUCAAACGAACCUUGAGCCGUGUCUCUCACAACAGUUUCACCUCCAAAAGAAUUGAGUUGGUUCGUCUUACUUGUCAACUGUUAAAACGCUAAUUUUUUUUUGUCAGUUACUGGUUAUUUUUUAGGUUUUAGAAAUUAAUUCCUUUCCUGUCAUUCCUGCUUUGUACAGUUUUUCUUUAUUCAGAAUAUUUGUAUUUUCACUUGAUUGAUGCUUGUUAUUGUUUGUGCUAGUGGAUUUUAGUUCCAUGCAUUACUUUUGGUACCAUGUACUUUGAGCUACAUGAUGAACACUUUUUAAGCGGUUCAUGGGUUUUCAUGCAUUAUCACAAAGACUGAUUGUGUACUUCUAUAUUCUGUUCAUAGUAGAUUUGUAUAUGAAAGGAAAUCUAAAUAUAUGAAUAUGAAGAACUGACAUUCACCUGUGUUUGUGUGCAUGGAUGUAAUAUUUUGUAAGCAGCACAUGUUGGUCUCAAAUAUACAAAACCUUGUUUUGUUUUUUUAGGAUGGUUUAAGAAUGUAUAACAGUCAGCGCUGUCAGUGGAACUAAUCUGGCAAACGCACUUGGUUGAUGGUCAGUGAUUCAUUCAUUCAUUGUUUUUUUGUUUGUUUUUGUUUUUUUUAGAUGAGACGGUAUGUCUAUGACAGUAAUUGAAAUAAUUAAAAAAGCAUUAAUUCAAAGAA